AUGAGCCGCCAGUUCAGUUCUCAGUCUGCAUUUAGCUCUAGGAGCAGGAGGGUCUAUAGCACCAGGUCCUCAUCAGGCUUUGGAGGUGGGAGACAGAUUCUGGUGUCUGUGGGUCAGUCGAGGAGGUGUGGAGGUGAUUAUGGUGGUGGGUUCAGUUCCAGGAGUCUCUACAGUCUGGGUGGUAGUAAAAGCAUCUUUGGGGGCCUAGUGGGGCGAAGUGCCAGUGGUUUCUGCCAGAGUAGAGGGGCAGGAGGAGGAUUUGGAGGAGGUUUGGGGGGGGGAAGAAGCUUCGGUGGAGGUGGCUGGGGUGGCUAUGGUGGAGGUGGCAGAUUUGGAGGUGGUUUUGGGGGCGGAUUUGGCACUAGCAAUUUUGGGCUUGGUGGCUUUGGUCCUUCUUAUCCUCCUGGGGGCAUCCAUGAGGUGACUGUUAACCAGAGUCUCCUGGAGCCCCUUCACCUAGAAGUGGAUCCUGAAAUUCAGAAGAUCAAGACCCAGGAGAGGGAGCAGAUCAAGACUCUCAACAACAAGUUUGCCUCCUUCAUCGACAAGGUGCGCUUCCUGGAGCAGCAGAACCAGGUGCUGCAGACCAAAUGGGAGCUGCUGCAGCAGGUGAACACGUCGACUCGGACCAGUAGCCUGGAGCCCAUCUUUGAGGAGUUCAUCAAUCAGCUGCAGAGGCAGGUGGAUGUUCUGGCCAGUGAGCAGAUGCGCCAGAACUCAGAGAUCAGGAGCAUGCAGGAUAUCGUGGAGGACUACAAGAACAAGUAUGAGGAUGAGAUCAACAAACGGACCAAUUCAGAGAAUGACUUUGUUGUUUUGAAAAAGGAUGUGGAUGCUGCUUUCAUGGCCAAAUCAGACUUGCAGUCCAGAGUGGACACGCUGUAUGGGGAGAUCAACUUCCUGAAAUACCUAUUUGAUACGGAGCUGUCCCAGAUACAAACCCAUGUCAGUGAUACCAAUGUCAUCUUGUCAAUGGAUAAUAACCGCUCUUUGGACUUGGACAGCAUCAUCGAUGCAGUGCGCACCCAAUAUGAAUUAAUUGCACAGAAGAGCAAAGACGAGGCUGAGGCACUGUACCAAACCAAGUACCAAGAGCUGCAGAUCACAGCUGGCAAACAUGGAGAUGACCUGAAGAAUAGCAAGAUGGAGAUCUCAGAGCUUAACCGCAACGCUCAGAGGCUGCAGGCAGAGAUCGCCAACAUCAAGAAGCAGAUCGAACAGAUGCAUGGAUCCAUUUCGGAUGCAGAGGAGAGGGGAGAAAGGGCUCUCCAGGACGCCAAGCAGAAGCUGCAAGAAACGGAAGAGGCCUUGCAGCAGAUGAAAGAGGACCUGGCCAGGCUGCUGAGAGAUUACCAGGCCCUGCUGGGUGCCAAGCUGUCCUUGGAUGUGGAGAUCGCCACCUACCGCGAGCUUUUGGAGGGCGAGGAGAGCAGGAUGUCGGGAGCUCUGCAGAGUCAAGUGAGCAUCUCGGUGCAGAGUAGCCAGGUGACCAUUGGCGGCGGCGGCGGCUCAGGAGGUUAUGGCGGCGGCAGUUCGCGAGGAGGCGGUGGUGGCGGCAGCUCCCGCGGAGGUGGAGGAGGAACAGGCUCCCGCGGGGGCGGCGGCAGCGGAGGAGGCGGGAGCUAUGGCUCCAGCAGCAGAAGCAGCAGCAAAUACAGCGGCGGUGGCAGCUCCUCCCGCACGCAGAUACUGCAGACCUCCACCCACACCUCGCGCAGGCACGUGGUGGAGUAGCAGCCGGGCCCCUGCACUUCUAGGGUCUUCUCCCCCAAUCCCUCCCGGACUCCCUCGCCUAUCUUUUCCCAAUGGGUCCCAGCAAGUUUCUAGGUGACUCAGACUCUAGGAAGAGACAGACACAUGCUCACUCAGUCAUCCCUCCGCUGGUCUUGCUACUGUCCUGAUCCUCAGGGGCUUUGUCCAGCAACGAAGGAAAUGAUCUUGGUGAACGACUUCACUGAGAUCCUCAGUCCCAGGUCCCCGUUCCUAAACUGGGCUGCUAGUAAAUAAUAACCCACCCCGCGGCGGCCUACUGCAAUCACUAUUCCAAGGCAAGUUUACUUAGUGAGGGGGAUGUCUGAGCCAAGAGCCUUCGGGGCCACUCAUGCUCUUUCACCAUGACAGCAUGGGUAGGCUUGUUGUUCUGAUUCGGUACCUGUAGGCCAUGCCUGUGCUGAACUGUGUUAUCCCCUGGUUAACAGUCCCACCGGGAUAUUUCAGUUGGUAUGGGGACUUAAGUCCUUGUCAGAGGAAGACUGUCCUUAGCAGUGGGUGGGGAUAGGAUAGGGUAGUCAAUCAAGUUCUGUUCCUGUCCUCUCCCUUUCCAGCAGCCCCUUGCAUUUAGAGCCAUCCCCUUCCUGAAUCCCACUCCAAAAGGCUCUGCUGAGAACAUGGGCACCUGCAGGGCAGCCCCGCUCCAUGCAAGUGUCUGGGCCUGGGGAAUGAGAGUUGCAGCCUUACGCCAAUCUGGAAAUGGCCUGGGUAUUUGCAAACAAGCCAAGACUCGUUUUCAGACCUCCUUUGUCCCUUGUGUUCUGAUUCUGAGCACCUUGUCAGACUUUGUCUCCUAAUUUAAAAUUUAAUUUACAGUUCUAUGAAAAAUACUUGAGCUGUGCUGAGGGGGCAGGAAGAGGAAAGUGCCAGCCAAUGAACAGUCACGAGAGAGGGAAUGCUCCUUUGCUUCCUGUUCUGAGGACCCUUUCACUUGCUUGCCUAGUCCCUACAACCGCUGAGUCUAUAAUUCUGUCCGGGAGAGCUUCUCCGCAGGUGCUGCUGGGUAAUGCUUGUGACCUCAUUUCCUGGUUGGAAGCUUAACUCUGAAGGGCUUGGCAGUUCUGUUUUUUUUUUCUACAAUAAAUUUCUCUUGUGAUCUCCGUA
Rattus rattus (black rat) is the source of this 2874-nucleotide messenger RNA. It is a transcript of the gene Krt77, whose product is annotated as keratin 77. Gene Ontology annotation, molecular function: structural constituent of skin epidermis. Gene Ontology annotation, biological process: intermediate filament organization; keratinization. Gene Ontology annotation, cellular component: keratin filament. The record is from RefSeq and is a predicted model, not a curated record. NCBI's taxonomy places the organism in Eukaryota, Metazoa, Chordata, Mammalia, Rodentia, Muridae.